This is a messenger RNA of Dermacentor andersoni, 2793 nucleotides long. Its product is annotated as kinesin-like protein KIF2A. Gene Ontology annotation, molecular function: microtubule binding; microtubule motor activity; ATP binding. NCBI's taxonomy places the organism in Eukaryota, Metazoa, Arthropoda, Arachnida, Ixodida, Ixodidae. The record is from RefSeq and is a predicted model, not a curated record. Gene Ontology annotation, cellular component: microtubule. Gene Ontology annotation, biological process: microtubule-based movement; microtubule depolymerization.
UUAUGGUUCCUUGAUUUGUGUGCUUGCAGGGCGCAUCCACUCGGCCACGGUUGUCAGCAUGGAUCAGGACAAGCAGGUCAUAGUGGCGGAGUGGUACGAGAAGGGGGAGACCAAGGGCAAGGAGCUCGAGUUCAGCACAGUUUUUGCGCUGAACCCGGGUCUCCAGGACGUGAACCGGAAUUCCGUUAAAAAGCUAAUGCGUGAUCCACGCGAAAUUCCAAGCCGUCUCCCAAGGCAUACGCAGGUGCCCCUGGCGUCAGCCAAGUCGGGCACCAUCCAGGACCGGCGUAGCCUCGCAAGGCCAGCGCUGCACCAGCAGAAUGGUCACGACCGCGCCAUGGGGCCCCCACCCGCACCACUUCCCACGACCAAGUCCAGCAACAUAAUCUCCUCCAUGGCUGAAAAGGAUGUGCCAAUGAACUCCGUCGUAACGCGGCAGUCCCAACAGCAGCCUCCGCGGGCGCUGGUUGCUCCCAGUGGCAGUGCAUCCGACCUGAGUGCAGCCAAUCGGCGACGCACGAAUGUGGUCAAGGAGGUGGACCGCAUCAAGAAGCAGCGGGAGGAGCGGAGGGCAAGGCAGCUCAGUCAGAUCGAGGAGAAGAGGGAGCGAAUGAACGUUGACCCAGGCAACCCCAACUGGGAGUUCCUUUCCAUGAUCAGAGAGUACAGGUCAACACUCGACUUCAGGCCUCUCUCCAUGAACGAUCCGUCAGAAGUGCACCAGAUUUGUGUGGCUGUACGCAAGAGGCCACUAAAUAAAAAAGAGGUAAAUCGCAAGGAAGUGGACGUCAUCACUGUCCCCAACAGAGACCUCAUCGUGGUCCAUGAGCCAAAGCUUAAGGUGGACCUCACAAAGUUCCUAGAAAAUUCAACAUUUCGCUUUGACUAUGCCUUUGAUGAGACGGCCAACAACGAGCUUGUCUACAAGUACACAGCACGACCACUAGUGCAGACGAUAUUUGACGGGGGCAUGGCGACAUGCUUUGCUUAUGGACAGACGGGCAGUGGCAAAACGCACACUAUGGGUGGAGAUUUCUCCGGGAAAACGCAAGACUGUUCGAAAGGCAUCUAUGCCCUAGCAACCAAGGAUGUGUUUAAGCUGCUGAAGUCUCUUAAAUAUAAGAAUGAAGAUUUAGUGGUCUCUUCAAGUUUUUUCGAAAUCUACAGUGGGAAGGUGUUCGACUUGCUCAACGCCAAGGCGAAACUCCGUGUACUGGAAGAUGGCAGGCAGCAGGUGCAGGUUGUUGGCCUCGUGGAGAGGGAAGUAGACUCCGUUGAAGAAGUCCUAAAGCUUAUUCAACAUGGCAACAGUGUCAGAACAUCUGGGCAGACAUCAGCCAACCAGAACUCUUCGCGGUCGCAUGCAGUAUUCCAGAUCAUCCUGAGGCAAAGGAAGUCCAGCCGCCUCCACGGGAAGUUCUCGCUCAUCGAUCUGGCUGGGAAUGAGCGGGGUGCCGACACGUCGAGCGCCAAUCGGCAGACAAGAAUGGAAGGUGCAGAGAUCAACAAGAGCCUGCUUGCCCUCAAGGAAUGCAUCAGGGCAUUGGGUCGUCGUGGUGCUCACCUUCCGUUCCGGGCCAGCAAGCUGACACAGGUCCUCAGGGAUUCGUUCAUCGGCGAGAACUCUCGGACCUGCAUGAUUGCCAUGAUCUCUCCAGGCCUGAGUUCUUGCGAACAUUCCCUCAACACGUUGCGCUAUGCAGACAGAGUGAAGGAGCUUGGUGUUGAGGACAGCCCAGAGCUGAAGCCUGCCUCAAACGAGGAUGAAGAGAUGGCUCCAGAAAGUGAAGAGGACGACAACCUGGCUCUGCUGAGAGCUUCUGAUGACGUGGAGAUGUCUGGAGACAUGUACACAUUCCACGAGGCCAUCUCCCACCUACAAGAGAUGGAAGAGGAAAUUCUGGAUCUGCACAAGACUGUUGUUGAGGCCAGCCAAGCAUGGGUGCACCAGGACAUGGACCUCCUCACCAUGACCAAUGAAGUGGACUAUGACCUUGACCUGUACGUGCAGAAGCUGAAGGAUUUGCUUGCUGAGAAAAUGGAGGUCCUCUCAAAGUUCAAUGAAAAGGUGACUGGAUUCCAACAGCACUUGGCCGAGGAGGAAAAAAUGAGCAUGAACAUCAAGCGGCCUGUAAAGUGAAUCCAAAUGGGCGCAGCACUGACCAAUGUUAUUUGCUUCUUCCUCGCCUCGCCAACUUUCCUCGCCAGCUUUUUUUUUUUUUCUUUUUAAGCCAUUUCACCCACAUCUGUGAAGACCAGUGCUGCCCUCAACCCUGUACAUAGUGAAUGGGCAGGCAUGGCUUGGUGCUGUACUUUUUUUUUUUUUUUUGCUGACCACUUGAUAGACCACAACUAUGUUGUUGUGUGUAAUAUAUUUGUACACAUGUUUUAACUGUUCUGACUGCUUAUUUUUGUUUGUAAUCCCCUGUACAUAAGCUAGACUUUUAAACCAUGUUCAGCCGACACCCCACCUCUCCACACUUAGUUUUUAUUAUUUUUGUUUAGUUCUAUAAACACUGAGUGUUUGUAUGUCUCUUCUUUUUUUUUUUUUAACUCCUUUCCUUUAAUGGCCUUCCAUGCAGUGCAUAUGUGCAAUGGAAAAGUCAAUAAAUUUCCUCAGAGCACAACAUUUGCAUUUCUGGCCAGCAGACCUCGGGCAGCCUGAUUUUAUUGACUACUUUACAACGGCAUUGAUUGUAAUAGUUGCAAUAGUAGUAUGCCUUGACCUGGAUUAUUUUGGUGUCGGUGGCUGAAAGUCCCAAUCUGGCAUUAAAAGUGAAUACAUAUGCUAUA